Pelagomonas calceolata is the source of this 791-nucleotide messenger RNA. The record is from the annotation of a GenBank genome assembly. NCBI's taxonomy places the organism in Eukaryota, Pelagophyceae, Pelagomonadales, Pelagomonadaceae.
AUGCGCGUCGACCCCUUUACGACGGCGGUCGCCGUCGCCUCGCUGGCGGCGUCCGGGCUCGUGCCGCAGGCCCCGGUGGCGCCGCCGGCGCCGCGGACGCCGGCCGAGAUGCUGCGCCGCGAGGCCAUUGAUGGCGCCGUCGAGCGCGCCUGGCGCGGCCUGGACGGCCACCGCGCGACGCCGGACGAGGAGGCCGCGAUCGAUGAAAUCGCGGGCGAGUUCGGCAAUACUUAUGGAGAGGUCGUCGCGGGCGGCGCGCGCACCGUCUUCGACAUGCUCGGGCUGCUCCACGACGCGCCUGAGGAUGCGUCAUUCGCCGACCUCGGCUCGGGUGCCGGGCGGAUGGUCGCGCAGUGCUGGCUCGAAUGUCAUGUGCAGUCGUCGGUGGGCGUCGAGCUCUCGCGCACGCGGCACGACUGCGCGGUCGAGGGCCUCGCGCGCCUGCUCGUCGACGACGACGCACCCGCCGCUUUGUCAACAGCGGCCGCGCCCGAGUUCGUGCACGGCGACAUCCUCGCCGCACUGCCGGAGCUGGAGGUGUCGCACGCGUACGUCGCCUCGCUCCUCUUCGACGACUGCAUGCUGGCGAAGCUCGGCCGCGCGCUCGACGCGAGUACCGUCGCGAGUAUUGCGACGCUGAGCGACUUCCCGAGCGAGUCCUUUGAUCGGGUAGGCAAGCGCCGCGCGGCGAUGUCGUGGAACGCGGCCGGCGGCGGGACCGACGUGUUCCUGUACCAGCGGCGGCGGCCGACGCUGUUCGGCAAGAUGUUUGGUAGUGUAACAUAAGGCUC